AAUAACACUAUUUGUAUUUAUACUGUGUGACACCGCGAUCAAAAUGCAAGUGAAAAAUUAAUGUUUAUUUCACAUAUUAAGGAAAGGUAACUUCAUGAAUUAUCUCUGAAGUAAUUUUUCAACUUAACGACUCUGUAAAUAAUCAUACAGAAAGAAAAAAAAGCCCACGCUGAUUUUCUUGCCGGUUCUUCUGAGCACAAGGUCUCCUGCCGUAGAUUUACGAACCGAUGAGUGCUUGUAACAGACUAAUCGGAAUAAAUGAUUUUGAUUAUGAGUUUUAUACACCAAAUUGUUUUAUUUGCAGCCGUUCGGAACUAAUACUCGUAUGUAUAAACAUAUAUACAUUUCAACCAUUUAUUAUUUUUUAUAAAAAGAACAAGAAAAUUGGAGUUACUGCUUCUGAAUAUCAGCUGUGGCGUUAUGCAGGACGACCUCUGCGGUAGGUCCCCGUGUCUAUAUAAAGAGGUGAGCGCCACGGCGUCCCUCAUUCGCCUUCUGCAAGGGGUUGAAACAACAAGUAUAGUAUUGAUAGUAUAAGACAAACAGACUGAUAAUUAUUACAAUAAAUAUAAGUGCCACUUUUCCCCCGUCAAAAUGGGGAGGAGUAUUAGUUUGAGAUUUUGUGCUUUAUUAGUAAUUUCCGUUUUAUGGAAACCAGCCUUAGCCGACAAUAAAUGCUCAUUAGGAUGUAAAGGAGGUUCCACGACGACUUUUUUGACCGGCCACAAGUACAACUAUGGAGUUGAAGGCACCGUCUCUAUCUACCUGACUGGAGCAGACAAGCAGGAGACCAGCGUGAAACUCCUUGGACAAGUCACCGUUACCUCUAUUGGCAACUGCGUCAACGAGCUUAAAGUGCAGAACCUUGUCAUAUCAGGGCCUGAUGGGAAGAAAUACUCAAGCCCUCCUGGCAUCGACAAGCCUGUCCUCUUCACACUGCAAGACGGCAGGACCGGCUCUGAGAUCUGCGCCGAGGAACAGGACACGCGCCGUUCCCUCAACAUCAAGAGGGCCAUCAUCUCCCUGUUGCAGACCGAGCAGAAAUCAUCUACUCAGACUGAUGUAUUCGGAGUGUGCCCCACCGACGCCUCUUCCUCGAAGGAAGGUGGUGCUGUACUGGUGCACCGAACCCGGGACCUGUCCAACUGCGGAUACCGCGAGCAAGGCAAGAAUGAUCUCGUCACCGCCGUCUUCAAUCCUAAUUCUGAAAUCAAGAGCUCCCAAGUCCUCCAGUCGGUGCUCAACGUGGAGUCCAAGGUGAACAACGGCAUCCCGGAGAAGGUGGCCGCCAACGAAGAGUACCUCUACAAGCCCUUCUCUGUCGGGGAGAAUGGUGCCAGGGCUAAGGUGCACACUAAGCUGACUUUGACUGGCAAGGCUCAGGGCGGCGCAGCAGCGAACCAGUGCAGUGAGACCCGCAGCAUCAUUUUUGAGAACCCUCACGGUGUUAAGGCUUCCGCCAGCAACUUCAACACUGCCUUAAAUGCCGUCAAGGAGACUGCCAAGUCUUGCGGCAAUGAAGCCAAUUCUAAAUCUGCCGGCCUCUUCGCUCAACUCAUCAGGAUUAUGCGCUCCACCAGCAAGGACGAUUUGGUAAAGAUCUUCAAUCAAGUCAAGAACAACAAAGUCGAGAAACGCGUGUUCCUUGAUGGUCUAUUCCGUGCCGGCACCGGGCCCAGCGUGGAGGCAUCAGUGAUUCUUCUGAAACAAGGCCAGUUCAACAAGAUCGAGGAGGAAAUCUUCUAUCUCACUCUCUCUGGCGCCAGACAUACCACCAAUGAUGCUGUUAAAGCUGCCGCUGGCUUAGUAGACCGUGCUCAAAGCAAAAAAGUGUACAUCGGCCUGGGAGCUCUCGCGGGCGUUUACUGUCGCGAACACAACUGUCAUGGAGGAGGCGCCAGUGGUGUUGCUGAUUUGAGCCAGAAAUUUGGAGCUAAACUCAAUUGCCGUGCUAAAGGCAAAUCUGCUGAAGAUGAGGCUGUAUUCAUCCUGAAAGGCAUCCGCAACAUCCGUCAUUUGGAGGACAGUCUUAUUGACAAAGUGAUUCGAUGCGCCAACGAUCCUGGAGUCAAACAACGCGUCCGAGUCGCCGCCUUAGAAGCCUACACUGCUGACCCAUGCUCGUCUAAGAUCAAGAAGAGCGGCAUAGACAUAAUGAAGAACCGUCAGCUCGACUCCGAGAUCCGUAUCAAGGCGUACCUCGCCGUGAUCGCGUGCCCCUGCGGCGGGUCCGCCAACGAGAUCAAGAAGAUGCUGGAUUCUGAGCCCGUUCAUCAAGUGGGUCGUUUCAUAACGUCGUCUCUGCGCCACAUCCGCGCUUCCACCAGCGCUGACAAGCAACUCGCUCGCCAACACUACUCUCAAAUCCGCACCCCUAACAAGUUCAACGUUGAUGACAGGAAAUACUCCUUUUACCGUGAGGCUUCGUUCAACGUAGAUGCCCUUGGUUUGGCCGGCAACGUAGAAGAGACCGUGAUCUACUCUCAAGAUUCAUUCCUGCCGCGUUCAGCUGCCUUCAAUCUCACCGUGGGAAUGUUCGGACACUCCUUCAAUGUUUUAGAGAUCGGAGGUCGUCAAGGCAACCUGGACCGCGUAGCUGAACACUUCUUCGGUCCUCGUAGUGCGAUCAGAACCAAGCAGCCCCAAGAACUCGUCGACGAGAUCAUGAAGACAUAUGAAGACGCCAAGAAGGAAACUGACGCUCAUCUCAGAGGGCGCCGCUCCGUCAAAGCUGAUGUCGACAACUUUGACAAACACUUGAAGGAUGAAGCAGAGCCGUACAACAACGAACUGGAAUUAGACCUGUACCUGAAAAUGUUUGGCACUGAUGCCCUGUAUCUUUCGUUUGGCGACGAGAAGAGCAUCGACAUCCACCAGCUUAUCAAGCAGCAUCUGCAGAUGGGAGACAAGGUUUUGAACGACCUCAAGAACUUCCAAUAUGAACUCCGCACCAAUCUCCUAUUCCUGGACGCCCAGCUAGCGUACCCCACAUCGACCGGUUUUCCACUAAAACUCGACCUGGUUGGUUCAGCGACCGCUCGAGUCGAUAUCGGCACCAACGUCGACGUUCGACAGAUCAUUCGCAGCCCACAAAACGCUAAAAUCGACAUCAAACUCAUCCCAAGCACUGACAUCGAACUCUCCGGUCUCUUCUUAGUCGACGCAGACGCUGUCGCUACUGGACUCAAAGUCAUUACCAACCUCCAUUCCUCAACUGGAGGUCAUGUCAUCGCUAAAGUCUUAGAAAACGGCAACGGCUUCGACCUCCAAAUGGGACUCCCCAUCGAGAAGCAAGAAAUAUUGACCGCUUCCAACGAUUUAGUCUACUUUACCACCGAAAAGGGACAACUCGAGAAACAUAUCGCUAUCAAGACCGACGUUGCUAGGAAGGAAUACUCCGCGUGCUUUGACCAACUGUCUGGAAUGCUCGGUGUAACUGUCUGCGGGGAACUCUCCAUACCGUUCUCUGUCUCUGGUCCCGAUGCUCAAGCCUCCGUUUCCAAGUUCUUCGCUCGUUAUCCGCUAACUGGAGCUUCUAAGGUGAAACUGGUUCUUGAAAAGAACGAUCUUCGUGGAUACCACGUCAAGGGCGUUUACCGUGUCAGCCCUGAGAGGCGAAACUUCGAACUGUUAUUCGAAGCUGAAGGAUCAAAGAACCGCCGCACCCAAAUCACCGGAGAAUUGGUAAACAACAAUGACGAAAAGUCAAUCAUACUGUCUUUGGAUUCCCCCAUCAAAACGUUGUAUGGCCAAGCUUCUCUGUACACCUCAUCUUCCCAAUAUGCUGUUCUCCUGAAAGGAAAGAUGGACCAUGCCGUAUACUAUGCCAAGGCUGGUUUCACUGUCCAAGGCAACGACAAACGCAGUGUGUUCCGACCCAUCAUUGAAUACGAGUUACCAGAACAAGGCGGUAAGAAGUCCAUCAAAGUAGAAGGUGAAAUCAUCAGGGAGAUUAGCCCACCUGUCACAAAAUACACUAUGCAAGGAGUGAAACUGCACCUUCCUAAUGCUAAAGACGUAGUAGAUAUUAAUGGCCAAUACAGCCAGUUGCCCAAUGGCAUGGAACUCGACCUGAAGGCGAAACAAGGAGACUACAAUUGCAUGUUGAGCGGUUCUCUGAAGGGACACGAUGCCAAACUAGAGCUCAGGAAUAAUCUCAACCCAAAUGUUAACUUUAAACUCAACGGACACUUCGAAUAUGGAGACACGAUUCACAACGACGUUGACCUUAUUUAUGGCGGGGACCUCACGGACUCACAGAGCCGUAUCAUCUUUAACCAACUCCUGAAAUACCACGUGGAGUCCUCAGACAAGUACAACAUUAUCACUAAGAACAAAUUCGAAAUCCAAGCUCUCCCUCUGAAGGUCAAAGUAGACGCUGAGGCUGACCCAAGGAAACUCGACAUCGACAUUGAAGGCCAGUACUUCGAGAAGAAGGGAGAAAUAAAACUCGACUCCAGAACUCAAAUCAAGAAGGCCGGAGACUACUCCGUCAAGCUAUCGACUAAAUUUGACACCCAAGGAUUUGAACUUGUCGCUAAGAGAGACAUCGUUUCGGCCGACAAAUCAAACUUGGAGAACUACAUUCAGAUCAGGAAUGUUGGAAAGUACGAGUUGUCUGGUGUCGUUUUGCACAGAAAUAAGCCAAAUGACAUCAACGUUGGUGCUAUCGGCCACCUGAAAAUCUCCGCUGGAUCAAAGAGUGAGGAUGUCAAAUUCGAUAUCGGAGUUAUCGAGAAUCCCAAGCUAUACUCUUCUCACGCCAAAGUGUCAUACUCUAAGGGUGACUUCUUGGAUUACUUGCUGAAGAUCACUCGUGGUGCGAACCCCACAGGACAGCUGAAACUCAUCCUUAAGGACUCCGUCGCCGCUAAUGGACAGUUCAAGGUCACAGACAGUGACGGCAAAGGCAACGGAAUGAUAAUCGUUGAUUUCAAGAAGUCUCAACGCAAAUUGAAGGGUGACGUGAAGUUCGUGGUUAAAGACCCCGUAUACAACGCGGACGUCGACAUCUAUCUUAACUUUGAGAAGGACAAUAAUGACAAGAUCCACUUCAGCACCACCAACAAGAAGACCGACAAGCUCCUUGAGACCAAGAACAAGCUAGAAUAUGGCGGACAGAAAACUGAAGUGAAUGUGCAUCUGGACGGCUCUCUGCAAGGCAAAUCCCACGCUAAUGUGGAAGUAGUCCUGCCUACUGAAAGAUGCCUCUCCAUGAAACUCGACAGAGAUAUCAGCUCUAAGGACAGUGUAUACAACGGCCAUGCUGAGUUGGUUCUAUCAGACGCUGUAAAGAGAGGAGGAGCUGCAUCCAAACUGGUGUAUAAAGCGAAGAUCGUGAACGGAGACUUGGAGAAGAGCCUCUACCACUACGAGGGACAAGUGGAAGUCCAUCUCAAGGACGGCAAGCAACUGCAGAACGCAUUCGUUGUAAAGAACCAGCCCGAAGGAGAGAAGUUCAAGUUCUACUUCAAGAGCGAUGUCAGCGGCAACAUGAUGCCUAAACCAGCUUCCUUAUUGGCCGAUGUCCUAUACGCUGAUUCUGAUGACCGCAACUUCUUCACCGAUGCCAACAUCCUGCUGAAGGGCAACUUUGGCGACGAAUACAGCUUCGAACUGCGCGAUGACACCGCUGCAGUUAUCGGCGACAGCCAUAGCGUUAGACACAUCUCCAGAUACGAUGAAAACGCGACGCUGACUAUCCGCCUGCCUUUCGAAAACUACCAUGACGUAAAGGUUAACUUCAACUUCUUCAUGAUGGAAACAGACAAGGAUUACAUCGAGUUCAUGGUGACACAGUCAUUACAAGUAAACGCAGACGCGUACAAAGUGGUAUCUAGCGGUAGUGUUGGAGAGAAGGAUGGCCAAGUAAAAGUCAAGCUGCAAGUACCACACAACGAGCCUUUCGUUCUUGAUACUAGCUACAAGGCUGAAUUUGAAGGCGAAAAGAAGUUCGCCAGCGCUGAAGUGAAGUCUCAGUACGGCAAGGGUAAAUCUGCUUCCGUAGCGGUUGAAGCCACCUCGCAGAACCAGGAGUACAACAUCGUGAUUCGCGGCAACGCACCUCAGGCUGAAAAACUCAAGAAACUGGAGCUGAGCGUGCUUACCAAGAGGCCAACCCCCGAUACAGUAUCAUCAGUAGUAGUAGUAGACGCUGAUGGACGCGUAUACAAAUCUGAAUCCCUCGUGGUCUACUCCAAGACCAACCCAGUGCUUGACAUCAAGUACUCUAGCCCUAGCCAGCCGCAACCCAGCAGAUUGUUCUUGAAGGGCAACUCCUUGAGCUCGACCCAAGGCAAGAUGGAAAUCAAGAUUGAAAACGUUCGCGACAUCUCCAUGGACAUUGUGAGUGAAGUCAACGUGCAGAAAGACAACAUGUUCUUGAAGUUGCAAGCCAACUCUGAGAAGUUCGGCCUCAAGAACUACAAAGUGGACAUCUCAAGCAAGGACUCUGGAAGCGGCAAGCGCCUGGAAUUCAACGCGGUUAACGACAACAAGAACAUUUUGAGCGGAAGCACCUCAUUCAUCAGCAAACAGGAAGGCUCCAAGACCAUCGUCGAAGGCUCUGGCUCCGUUAAAGUCCGUGACGAACAGAAGUCCGCCAACUUCAAGUACAUCCGUACUGUCCUCACUGAAGGAAGCGAGCAAGGCGUUGAGACAUUCUUGAACGUGGCCAUCGGCGAACGCAGCUAUGUUGCGGAAUCCCGUGUCACCAAUCUCGAAUACAAGACCUCAUACGUUUACUGCGAGGAGAAGAAGCAGUGCGCCAACGCUGAACUGCAUUCCAAACUGAACGUACAGAAACCAGGCAUUGUCCAACACACUCUCAACGUAAUCUUCGACCUGCGUAAGCUUGGCGUAGCGCCGGAGUUCGGAUUGGAGGUGGUGAGUGAGGCGGGAGAGGGCCGGCUGCCGACGCUGUCGCUCGACCUGCACGUCGACAAGGACCACCGCAAGUACCACCUGCAGGUGUACAGCAAGCCCGUGCAUGGACGUUUCCCCGCCGGCAUUAGCAUCACCCUACCAACCCGUGUGAUGGCGAUUGAAUCAGUAGUGUCAUACCCCACGGACAAGGCGAUGCCGUUCCCGAUUCGAGGAGAACUAACCCUUCAUCCGGACAAGAAUAAGCCCCAGCUCAAAUCCGGCGCCAGAAUCUUGGUAGACGUCACUGGAAACGAGCAGGAACACACCGCUUUUGCAGAGAUUGGAUUCAGCCACCCGAAACUUGGCAAGGAAGCACUGAUGAAGGUUCGCGCUAAGCUCAACACUCAGGAUAAGAACGGUUUCAAAUAUGAAUCUGGCGCAUCCAUCUCCCACCCAAGUCUUGGAGACCGCGAGAGCAAAAUGCUGGUCGAGUUCAACCCAACACAUGCUAAAAUUUACAUCGAAACUCCCCUCGUGAAAGUGAUCGACGUAGAAGGAUCGGCGACAGUGAAGGAAGGCCUCCAACAAGGCAACCUGAAGUUCAGCCUGCUGGAAGGCAAGCCGGUACAGGUGAUGGCCAUCGUGCGCGACUACCAAUACUACGAGUUCACCACAGGUUAUAGCGACGAAUCCGGCCGUAAGCUGUCCAUCAUCGGUCACAUUGAACCAGAGAAGCGCGUCGAUAUCAGCGCAGACAUCAUCCUCGGUGGAGACAAGAAGAACAUCGUCCACGGUGCCUUGUUCCUGCAGGACAACCUUGUAAAGAGCGACUACGGCAUCUCCAAGGAGAACUUCAACUACUUCCUUAACGCACUGAAGAAGGAUUUGGAAACCCUAGAAGGCCGGGUGAAACAACUGGGAGAUAGGGCCAGCGAGGACUUCAAGAACACGCUGAAGAGAGUAAAGCCGACCUACCAGAAGUUGGAGAACGCCUACAAGGAAGAUCUGAAGAAGAUCUACCAGGAAGUCGCCAACGACCAAGUUCUCAAGGAGAUCUCGGAAUCAUUAAACCACAUUGUUAAGUACAUCGCUAAGAUCGUCGAUGACGUGCUGCAAGCCACUGAACCCGUCAUCGACAAAAUCAAGAAUGCCGUCGUUGAGAUGGCCGAGAAGGUCGAAGAAAUGUACAAGAAACAGUUGGAAGGUCAGAUCAAGCAGCUGUACAUGACAAUGGCCGCCAUCAUCAAGGAAUACUUCGACGGUUUAUUGGACGUGGUCGCUCACUUCGCCGCACUUGUGUCAGACUUCUUUGAGAAGCACAAGGCAGAACUACAAGAACUUACCAACACCAUUGCUGAGAUAUUCAAGGACUUGACUCGCCUCAUCGUGGCUCAACUGAAGGAGUUCCGUGUGAAAGCCGGCGCGUUCAUCGAGGAAAUUUCCAAGCAAAUCAAGGAACUGCCCAUCUUCGAAAUAAUAAAGGAGAAAUACGGAGAGCUUGCGGUGCCAGAUAUGGUCCUGGAGGUGAUCGCCAAGCUCCAAGAAACUGUGCAGCAACUACUGCCCACUCAGGAAGCCAAGGACUUCUGCUCAGCGCUGUACAAGUAUCUCGAAAAGAAACGUCAACACCAGAAGGUGGACGAGAACACAGAACUGCGAGUAUUGUACCAGAAGCUAACUCGAGCCAUCACAUCGCUUGUUCAGUUUGCGCGUACGCAACUAUCGCAGUUCGGCGUGCCCAGUUUCGCUAGCGUCAAUCCCUUCGUAUUGUUCACGUCACCGGGCCAGUUCGGUCCGAUGCCAUCACUGAGCAGCACGGCUCCGUCCUUCAGCAUUCUAAACCAGAUCAUCAAUGGCGACGUAGAGGACCCCAUGAAGAUCAUCAACGCUUACAGGCCUAGGAGCAUCAAUCCACUCGACGAGUUCCCCGCUAAACUCCGCGCGGUAAUAGUGAACGGCCAACACAUCUUCACAUUCGACGGCCGCCACCUCACGUUCCCUGGAACAUGUAGAUACAUCCUCGCGCACGACUACGUGGACAGGAACUUCUCCCUGGCUAUUCAGCUUCAAGCUGGAGCGCCCAAAGCGUACAUCCUGGUCGAUAGAAGCGGCAGGACUGUGGAGAUCAAGGAUAACGGACAGGUCAUCCUGGACGGCCAAGCUCACGGAUUCCCUGUGGUAACCAAGGAUUUGAUGGUUCUCAGGGAACCCAACGGCGCCAUCAGCUUCGGUUCUAAAGACAACAUCAUGGUCAAAUGUUCACAGAAUAAAUUCGAAAUUUGUUACGUAGAGGUGUCUGGGUUCUACCUCGGCAAACUGCGUGGUCUUCUCGGAGACGGCAACAACGAGCCUUACGAUGACUUCAGGAUGCCAAAUGGAAAGAUCACCGCAUCCGAGUCGGAAUUCGGAAACGCAUACAGAAUGGCAUCGAGCUGUCCUCAAGUGAAAACUCCCGAACAUUCUAUGCAUCAAAUGCACGCCACUAUGCCACCGGCUUGCGAGCAAGUGUUCGGUGUUUCCUCGCCGCUCAGACCGCUUUCUAUAUUCUUGGAUGUACAUCCGUUCAGACAAGCCUGCAUUCACGCAGCAUCGGGCGAAGGCGAAGCAGCAUUACAUCAAGCUUGUGACCUCGCGCGCGGAUACGUCGCACUAGCAGUCAGCGGGCUACUACCCGCCAUAAUGCCGCCUGCCUGCGUUCGCUGCAUCGACGCCGAUACUCCUCGUAACCCGGGAGAUACUUAUGAACUGAAACUGCCUAACAAGCAGGCGGAUAUCGUGGUCGCUGUGGAGACUACUGUCGCCAACGAGAAUGCGUUCAAAACACUGGUAGUGCCUCUAGUGUCGCAACUCGUCGACAACCUGAAGAGCAAGAGAAUUACCGACAUCAAAGUCCACGUGGUCGGAAUCACCUCUUCAGUUCCCUACCCGCUCAUCUAUGACAGUGAUGUAAAACUGAAGAACGCGAAGGUACAAUUCACCGACAAGACCCGCUACCAGAAAAUACCGAUGAUCGAAACGCAAUGCCCACAGUUUAACGAUGCUUACAAAAAAACAGCGUCUGUUAUCGAUUACCUGAUGGAGGCAUUCGAGUUAACAAACACCGACGCCGGCUACCGUGCCCUGUCUGACAUACCUCUUCGUCCUGGUGCCGUGAAACACUCCGUGUAUGUAGUCGGAGAACACUGCAGGAGCGACAUGUUCCUGUUGGAAGCUAUACGUGCAUUCAUCUACAACAUCUACUUGGAGGAAAAUGCACACACUACUUCGCUAGUCACCGUCACCUCCGACCUCAAGAUCGGCAGCGGCAAGAACCCAGCGCAAAUCAUUGGUUUCUCUGAGCGAUCUGUAUUGAUGAUGGGUGACAAGAAGCUGGGCAAAGACUCGGAAUCGUUGCGAUCCACGGUCGAAGUUAAGGAUGACGCCUGCGUUGAUGCCAUACAAGCAAUCGGCGGUUACACCUUCUCCUCAAGCAACUUCGCCGCCAUGAAGGCCAACGAACAGAAGCAGUUCAUCCAAUCAGCAGCCAACGUGCUGGUGCAAGGAAUGAUCCGAUACACGCGCGUACAAGAAUGCACCUGCUCGUACUCGAGUCCGUUCCAAGUGCGCUCCUUCUGCAUCAACAAGGAGAUGAAGGAAGUCGCUCGCAGACGGAAGUAAACAAAUCAAGUUACUAAGUAAAGGACUCACCUGUGAUUAUGUGUGCCAUCAAAAUCUAAACGGAGGAAUCCAACUAAAAUAAAUAGUCGCCUUUGUAAAUUCCAUCCCUUGCAGACUUUACCACCUCCUCAUUUCAUUCGCACAAUACUGUACCAUUUAUUUUAGUUGGGUUCUAGAUUAUGGUAGAUUUACUUUCCAACGGCGUAAAGCCAGAAACAUAUUAACGUGUCGUGUCGUGUCGUGUCGACGCUUUAACAUCUCUAUCUCUCUCUAACCCAUAAUAAAUGUAUGAAACCGAUGCGCCACGUCAUGCCACGACACGUUAAUAUGUUUCUGGCUUAACACUGACGCCGCUCCUACUCGCCUAAUUUUCAUUAUCAUUCGCAUAACUUGUUACUAGUAUUUAUAUCGUUAUGUCGAUUUCAUCAUGAGAUACUGAAUUUGUAUUAGAAAUAAACAAUUAUGUUAUUAAACUUUAUUUACUGUUUUUAUUUCUACUCCUCUAAAUAA
Messenger RNA from Chilo suppressalis (striped riceborer), 11031 nucleotides. The record is from the annotation of a GenBank genome assembly. NCBI's taxonomy places the organism in Eukaryota, Metazoa, Arthropoda, Insecta, Lepidoptera, Crambidae.